This is a messenger RNA of Pseudophryne corroboree (corroboree frog), 6044 nucleotides long. RefSeq names its product ArfGAP with SH3 domain, ankyrin repeat and PH domain 1 (gene ASAP1). NCBI's taxonomy places the organism in Eukaryota, Metazoa, Chordata, Amphibia, Anura, Myobatrachidae. The coding region runs from base 860 to 4252 and encodes 1130 amino acids. The transcript is spliced from 30 exons. Gene Ontology annotation, biological process: positive regulation of GTPase activity; positive regulation of membrane tubulation; cilium assembly. The record is from RefSeq and is a predicted model, not a curated record. Gene Ontology annotation, cellular component: cytoplasm; podosome. Gene Ontology annotation, molecular function: GTPase activator activity; protein binding.
ACGGGUGGGACAGCGGGACAGUCCCAAACAAAACGGGACUGUCCAGCGAAAAUCGGGACAGUUGGGAGGUAUGGUAUUACCCGUAAGCCUCCAAAGGUUAAUAGCAGUUUCCGCAAUUUUCGCCAUCGGAAUAUAGUGUAAACUAAUGAGCUCAAACUCCGAAAAGCUUUGCUUUGAUAAUAAUGGGGACUGCAAUCUGCAGCGCUAAUUAUCCUCAGGCUAUUAGUACAUUGUAACAAUACUUCAUUUUCUGAUAAAUAAUAAGUCUCCGAUUCAUACUUCCUUUAUCACCGCCGGAUGGUCCAUACUGCGGAUCAAUAGUGUAUCCCAAUAGCAGAAGCUGGGAUACAGGCUGGAUGCAAUCCCGGAACAGCAGGACGCGUUACUGUAAGAGGAGAUGCAUUUUCCUGAGUCCUGUAUCUCCUCACAUUGUGGAAUGUGUGCACAGCGUUCAGAUUUCCUGUUGAACUCUAUAGAUUUCCUGAAAUCCCUGCUCUGAACCCUAGGGCUUUCCAGAGGCUGGCUUUCCUUUCCUCUUUCACAUGGUAGGUAGAUCUCCCGUCCUGCUCUCUUCCAGAGGAAUAGUGUGCACAGUGGAGAGGCCACUCAGUAGAGGCAAGGGCUCAUUCCCAGGGAUUGGCCAGAUUGUUACAACAGAAGUCAAGUAUAUACUGUAUGUGGUAUUCUUCUGUCCUUUGCUGGAUUACAAAAUAACAGAGGAGUCCUGUACUCGGUGUGUGGAAGUAUUAUUUUCCCCUGGAACAUGGAAUAAUGAUGGAUUGUCAUCUGGGGCAGGAACUUGGAAUGGAAAUUGGAGCUGAAUAUAACCUGGUAAUUUGCUGGCGGUGACAGCUGAGAGAUGCGAUCGUCAGCUUCUCGGCUCUCGAGUUUUUCUUCUAGAGACUCAUUAUGGACUCGGAUGCCGGACCAGAUUUCGGUGUCAGAGUUUAUUUCCGAAACCACAGAGGAUUACAAUUCGCCGACCACGUCUAGCUUCACCACCAGACUGCAGAGCUGCAGACACUCCAUCACUGUGCUAGAAGAGGCCUUAGAUCAAGAUAGGACAGCGCUGCAGAAAGUGAAAAAAUCUGUGAAAGCCAUUUACAAUUCAGGUCAAGAUCAUGUUCAGAAUGAGGAGAACUAUGCGCAGGCUUUAGAUAAAUUCGGGAGCAAUUUUCUAAGUCGUGAUAAUGCAGAUUUGGGCACGGCCUUUGUGAAGUUCUCCACUCUCACCAAGGAAUUAUCUACACUUCUGAAGAACCUGCUCCAGGGAUUAAGCCACAAUGUCAUCUUCACGUUGGAUUCACUUCUGAAAGGUGACCUAAAGGGAGUGAAAGGAGACCUUAAAAAGCCAUUUGACAAGGCCUGGAAAGAUUAUGAAACCAAAUUUACAAAAAUCGAAAAGGAGAAGAGGGAGCAUGCAAAGCAGCAUGGGAUGAUCCGCACGGAGAUAACGGGCGCUGAGAUCGCGGAAGAAAUGGAGAAAGAGAGGAGACUGUUCCAGUUGCAGAUGUGUGAGUAUCUUAUUAAAGUUAAUGAAAUCAAGACAAAGAAGGGUGUGGACCUCCUGCAGAAUCUUAUAAAGUAUUAUCACGCUCAGUGCAAUUUCUUCCAGGAUGGCCUGAAAACAGCGGAUAAGCUGAAGCAGUACAUAGAGAAACUGGCUGCAGAUUUAUAUAAUAUAAAACAGACGCAAGAUGAAGAAAAGAAGCAACUUACAGCCCUGCGGGACCUCAUCAAGUCUUCUUUACAGUUGGAUCAGAAAGAGGAUUCGCAGAGCAAGCAAGGCGGGUACAGCAUGCACCAGCUUCAGGGUAACAAGGAGUACGGAAGCGAGAAGAAAGGGUACCUGCUGAAGAAGAGCGAUGGGCUGAGGAAAGUAUGGCAAAGGAGAAAGUGUACAGUGAAAAACGGAAUCCUUACAAUAUCCCACGCGACAUCUAACAGGCCGCCUGCAAAACUGAACCUGCUCACCUGCCAGGUGAAACCCAACGCCGACGAGAAGAAAUGCUUUGACCUGAUAUCACACAACAGAACGUAUCACUUUCAGGCCGAAGAUGAACAGGAUUAUAUAGCGUGGAUAUCGGUGCUGACUAACAGCAAAGAGGAAGCGCUUAACAUGGCUUUCCGGGGAGAGCAGAGCUCGGGGGGGAGCAGUCUGGAGGAUCUGACAAAGGCCAUCAUUGAGGAUGUACAGAAGACGCCAGGGAACUAUGUCUGCUGUGAUUGUGGCUCACCAGAUCCAACAUGGCUGUCUACCAACCUGGGCAUCUUAACUUGUAUAGAAUGUUCUGGGAUACAUAGGGAAAUGGGGGUUCACAUCUCCAGGAUCCAGUCUCUGGAAUUAGACAAAUUAAGAACUUCUGAACUCUUGCUGGCCAAGAAUGUAGGAAACAAUAGUUUCAAUGAAAUUAUGGAAGGGAAUUUACCCACUCUGUCAGCAAAACCUACUCCCUCCAGCGAUAUGACUGCACGUAAAGAAUAUAUCAUGGCGAAAUACAUUGAACACAAGUUCUCCAGGAAGAUGUGUUCUUCUGCGGCUGAGAAGCUGAGCGAGCUGCUUGAGGCUGUGAAAUCUAGAGACUUACUUGCACUAAUACAAGUCUAUGCAGAAGGAGUAGAGCUUUUGGAACCACUGUUAGAAUCUGGACAGGAGCCAGGUGAGACAGCCCUACACUUUGCGGUGCGCACUGCUGACCAGACCUCCCUUCCCUUAGUUGACUUCCUGGUACAAAACUGUGGAAACUUAGAUAAGCCGACAGGAAAAGGCAACACGGCCCUGCACUACUGCUGUAUAUAUAAUAAGCCUGAAUGUUUGAAACUGCUUCUGAGGGGAAAACCAACUAUCGACCUGGCAAACCAGCUGGGUGAGACAGCCUAUGACACAGCAAAGAGACUGAAGACGGCUCAGUGUGAGGAACUGCUCUCUCAGUCCAUGGCCGGCAAGCUGAACCCGCACAUCCACGUGGAGUAUGACUGGAACCUCCGGCCGGAAGAGAUUGAUGAGAGCGACGAUGAUUUAGAUGACAAGCCAAGUCCGAUCAAGAAGGAACGCUCUCCGAGACCGCAAAGCUUCUGCCAUUCUUCCAGUAUCUCUCAGCAAGACAAGCUGUCGCUGCCUGGAUUCAGCACUCCGCGGGAUAAGCAGAGACUGUCGUACGGGGCCUUCACCAACUUCAUGUCCACCAGCACCGACUUACCAACGUCUCCCAUAACAGACGGCCCACCGCUGCCCCCCAGGAACUCAGGCAAAGCUUCAUCCGGCCUAUCUUCCAACCACUCAUUAAAUGCCCAAACCCCCAGUGGCAGCUCCACAUUGUCCAAGAAGAAAGCGCCUCCCCCGCCCCCUGGACACAAACGAACUCUCUCCGAUCCGCCAAGCCCGCUACCUCAUGGUAAGGGCUCGGUACUCUGGGGUAAUGACACCGGCUACAGCCCAGCAGAUAGAUCGCUGAAUAAGUUUGAAAGACUGUCGCACUCAGCUAGCACAGGAACUACAAAGUCUACAUUGGGCCCCAGAGUUUUGCCAAAACUACCUCAAAAAGUGGCGCUUCGAAAAAUAGACACAACGCAUCAUCUCUCGAUGGACAAAUACAGCCAGCAACCGGACGUUUUCCAAAAAUCGCCACAAGCAGCAGACUUGCCUCUGAAACCGCAACUCGCCGAUCUUCCUCCGAAGCCGCAGCCUUCUGAGUUCACGCAAAAGCCGCACGUCGGAGACCUACCGCCGAAGCCGGGAGAAUUGCCUCCUAAACCUCAGCUGGGAGACCUGCCGCCGAAACCACAGCUGGGAGACCUACCUCCGAAGCCGCAGCUGAAAGAUCUUCCACCUAAACCUGUCCUGGGAGACAUGUUGCCGAAGGCGUCCGUAACAGAAGCAGUGGCCAAGCCGCACACCCCAGAGGCUAACCAGAAUGCUCAGCCGGCAGAGGUGAUCCAGAACUCGCAGCCCACCGACCAUACGCCAGUCCAGAGACAGGCGUCGGAAGCUUCCAGUGACGGGCCACCUCCUCUUCCAGAAACCCCUGUGCCACUUCCUCGGAAGAUCAACACAGGGAAGGUGAAGCUGAAGAGAGUGAAGACGAUAUACGAUUGUCAGGCAGAUAAUGACGACGAGCUGACAUUUGUUGAGGGAGAAGUGAUCGUAGUAACUGGAGAGGAGGACCAGGAGUGGUGGAUUGGUCACAUCGAAGGAUAUCCAGAACGGAAAGGUGUCUUCCCGGUGUCAUUCGUCCACAUAUUGUCAGAAUAGGACAUGGACUUUAUAGUGUUGUGGAUCCCCCCCACCCCACCCGGGCCGCAGCUCCUUAGCCAGCUUACUGCUGUAUAUUCUGUACUGCGUCUGUAUAUCACUUCAUCCAGUACUGUCAUUAUCUGUAUUGUACAUGUGCGAUGUUAUUCUGCCACUGCCAGUAUUGCAGUAGCCGGAGACGCUGAGAGAAAGAACCGCUUAGGUCCGCCGCUCUCGCCCCUUACUGUACUGCCAGUGCCGUCUUAUCCAACACUAUAAUACCGUACACGCUCUGUCCCUGGCCACACCUUGCUUUCCAGCCUCCGUAUCGGAAACGAUACCGGCGAUGGGACCCCGCGGCGACUCGGAUCCACCCGUCACCCCAUCCUCCAAUCACUCAGCAAGCUGUGUAUUUAUCACAGAUAUAAGGAGUUCAGGAUAGUUUUUAACAAAAUCGUCAAGUAUUUUCUGUGCCCUGUGUCUUGCGUUUGAACUUACUGCAACACCCAUACUGUUACUUUGCUGCAGGUAGUAAAAGAAGAUAUAUUUCUAUCCAAAGGCUUCUUUUAUUGAAGUAUAUACAUAUAUAUAUAAUAUACAUAUAUAUAUUAAAAAGAAAAUUACAUUUCAUGGGAGUUAACCUAAUGACUGCUAAACAAUAUUUAGUCUGUUUACAUUAUGCAUGCAUUUCUCCAACCACAGAAACAAUUCCGGAAUACUUGAAUCCUGCGCGUAAGCCGGGAAAAGAAUCGCAGUGCUUGGCUUAGGCCGAGUAGUUCUGCAGCUGCGAGGACCCGUGGGGGAAUAUUUUUCCAUUAGAAAGAUCUAUUUGAAAUAGACAGUAUUACUUGUUUCUAACAUGGAUCAAAUCUAGACGGGGGGCUGCAAGCCUCGCGAUAAUAAAGACGUACGCCUAUGUAUAACUCAUCUGUUUAGGUUUUUAUUUUCUGUUUUUGUAUUAUUUAAACUGUACCAUAAGUUAUUCGUAGAUGCAAAGUUGAAAUGGACUUUUAUGUAUAUUGUUCGUUAAAUAGAAGCUUAUCGAAUCAGACACGAAAAGUAUUAAAAUCCAUUGCUUGAGGGGAUCUCUGGUCCACGUUGGGGGGAGGCCCCCCUGUACCGGGCUGUUGCAGGGUCCUUCAGCCAAGUCCCCAGGUCACGUUACGUACCGGAUCUUAGAUGUUUGUUAUUUGUGGUAACUUGUUUAGUUAGAAAUGCAGAAUAAAUAGAACUCAUACACGUCAAACAGUGAAACGGAAACACACGAUUUACGUGAAUUUUUAUUAUUUUUUUGGUCACCAAAUAGAACAUAAACAGUGGAAGCUACAUUUUAUUUUAAUUGUAACUCAUUCCUGUGCACUUCUGGUUAUUUAAUUCUCAUUUUAUGUACUAUUAUCUUUGGAUUUUUAUUUUAUUUUUGUAGGCACAUUUUUUGCAUGUAGAAAUAUUUAUAUUUUCCCGGGGUUUUUUUUUUUUAAAUCUCAGACUGAUACAUCAUAAUUUUCAAUGCGAUAAUCAAAUAUUAAUUUGGCUCUAAUAAGCCAAUCAUAAUCCAGUCUAUUAGAUUUUGCAUGGAGAAACCAUUUUUAUUUAUUUACAAGUAUUUCAGCAAUACGCAAUAGAAGUCGUGGCGGACGGGCCUGAAGGAAGCCACACGAUUAGGUCUUUAGAUCACCGGUCUGCGCAGUUUACCCUGCAAAGUAUUUCAACAACAAUGGUACAAUAUUCUGUUUUUAAUGCAAAGUCACAAGCUCAUUUUAUUAAUCAUUCCAUAUUAUAAAUGAAUAAAAAUGUUUAAAAGUGACAUCGACAA